Molecule: messenger RNA, 3868 nt
Organism: Fundulus heteroclitus (mummichog)
Lineage: Eukaryota; Metazoa; Chordata; Actinopteri; Cyprinodontiformes; Fundulidae
Gene: rtn4rl2a
Product: reticulon 4 receptor-like 2 a
Exons: 4
Coding region: 178-1692 (504 amino acids)
Cellular component (GO): plasma membrane
Molecular function (GO): protein binding
Source: RefSeq, a predicted model, not a curated record
UCACAGUCCUGAGCGCACGUCUCCAACCAGCCUUUUACGCGCGUAGAAGCUCUUCUCGAGAAUCCCCUCGCGGUCGGCCCCUCCCCUUUCCGUUUUCUCGCCGCCCUCAUUCAUUCAUGACCCCCGAGCGGUGACGUAGGAGAUUCCACGGUGCCCACUGCCGUAGGCAACUACGGCAUGCUCGAGUAUAUAUGGGACAGUGGUGGCCAUCAGCCGGCACACUCUCAGUCGCUCCGACUCGGGAACCAGGGCAUCAGCGGAGAUAGCAAGGCUUUACUUCGCCCUCUCAGGCUAACUCGCUUUGGGCUUUGGUUCAGGAUGGACAACUCUUCUAUUUCUCGGAGCCGACGAAGCUCCAUCAUGCGCAACUGCAAAAGCGGUCUCUCCCUCUGGCUGGUGGUCUGGCUGGUCCUCGGCAAGCCAAGUCCGGCGUCGGCGUGUCCGCACCACUGCGUGUGCUACCCGACACCCAUGACUGUGAGCUGCCAGGCUCAGAACUUCACCGCCGUCCCCGUGGGAGUGCCGUACGAGUCCCAGCGCGUGUUCCUCCAGAACAACCGGAUUAUGGAGCUCAGAGUUGGCUCUUUUGGCUUCGGGACUCAGGUUCUGUGGCUGUUUUCCAACAACAUCACAUGGAUUGAGGCAGGUGCUUUCAGUGAGCUGAGGGACUUGGAGGAGUUGGAUCUGGGAGACAACCCCAACCUUCACAGGCUCGAGGGGGGAGCAUUCCGCGGCCUUGAGAAGCUCCAGAGCCUCCACAUGCACCGCUGUCGGCUCACUGCCCUGCCCCAUGACAUCUUCCACAAGCUUUACAGCCUACAGUUCCUCUACCUGCAGGAGAACAACCUCCACUUCCUGCAGGAUGACAUCUUUUCUGACCUCAUCAACCUGAGCCAGCUGUUUAUACACGGCAACCGCAUCCGCACCCUCUCAGAAAAUGUGUUCCGUGGCCUGGUCAACCUCGACCGGCUUCUCCUCCACGACAACCGCAUCCGUCAGGUGAACCGUCGCGCCUUCCGCGAUCUGGGCCGUCUGACUAUGCUCUUCCUCUUCAACAACUCCCUGGCUGAGCUGCCAAGCCAGACGCUGAGGGACACCCAGGGCAUCGAGUUCCUCCGCCUCAACGCCAACCCCUGGUCCUGUGGCUGCGAGGCCCGUGCCCUGUGGGAAUGGUUCCGUGAGGCUCGUGUGUCAUCAUCCGAGGUGAUCUGUGCCUCCCCUUCCGCCCGCCGUGGCCAGGACCUUCGCUUCCUCCGUGAGAUGGACUUCGCCCUCUGCCCCCUGCCUGACCCCGGCUCCAUUGCUGGGUCCACCACAACCACCUUCAGCACCAAGACCCGCUGGUGGUUCCACAAAAACAAGCCUCAGUCCUCCACAAAAGGCCUCUUUGAAAAGUCCUCUGAGACUGUUAAAGCCGGCUUGUAUGGAAAAGGCCCAUCUUCGACCACCUCGGUGGUUAAGUAUGAACUGGGGGAAGAAGAGCUGGCUCUGCCCAAACUUGACGCCGAAGAGUACUGGGCAAACUAUGGCAAUGAAGACUCAGGUGUCACAUUGCGGUGCUUUGAGCUAGAAUGUCCACCUGAUUUUGAUUUGCCUCCAUCUUCCUCCUCCCCCAGAUCGUCCUCACCCUCCCUACUCUCUCUACUAGCCCUCUCCAUCUUCACCAUCUGCCUCCACCUACUAUUCGGCUGAAUUGAACUCUUAGUGCCACACCCCUUCCUUUCCAGCCUGUUUUAGAGGCUGGAGGAACCCGGUUAGACUCUUUAUACCCCCUUUGCCCACUCUGCUGUCAGAAAAUCUUCAAAGCACAGCAAGGGAGAUGGGGGGAAUGGCUAGAUUCAUAAUCUACCACCUAUAGGGCUUAACACUUUUUCAGGGCUGCAAAGAGUUCCUCGGCUACAAUCAUCUACAGGUAUGGCUUUCUGUGCCUUACCUGUGUAAUGACAAUCGGCGAUCAGGACUAAGAGGGCUGAGUCCAUCACCAGUAAGAAGGCAAUUUGAUAGCAGUUGUGUACAAUGUUGUCAAUUCUGUCACCUCGACUUUAGUCAAUACUGCUAGUGCUAUUAGUGCAUCCAGUUACCUGGCUGCUAUGAACGCUACAAUUACUGUUAGAACCAGUGUACAGUAAUUACACUACUGUAACCACUUAAAGUGUCAUGUAAAUAGGUUUGUGUCACGUGAGUGUUCAGACUGAUAUUUGUAGUCCAGCACAAUUACUUUUCCUUUGGAUCCAGGAAAACUGUGAAGGCUUGUGCCUCUACUUGACAGAGCACCAUGCACAGCGAAGCAGGGAAGAGAUAGGGCGACAAAACUGUGAAGAAGAAGAAGACGGAGAGGAAUUCGAUACGACAGGGAAAGUGGAUAGGAAGAAGGGAGAGAGUUUGAGCAGCAAUAACAAAGAGAGAGAGAGAAAGAGACAGUGCUGGCGGUAGAAGCAGCAACCUGUAGGAGAUAAGUAAUAAAUCUGGCUCAUCUGUAGUCCUUCUGCUCGUUCCUCACAAACCAUUCACCAUCCUCUGUAAAUACGGUGUUGUUUUGCGACAACCUCAUGGAGAGAAUGCUUUCUUUCGGGAAGCUGGAGAUUUUUGAUUUUGGAUGUCUUUCUGUGACAUAUUGAUAUAAUGUGUGAUGAUUGUUAACUUGAAUGCCAAUGAAUGAUCUUGAUAUAAAAAGAUACACUGAAUAUUUCCUGUAUCAUGGCUUUCUUUGACAAAUCUGUUAUCACUGGAGUUUUUCCCGUGGGGAGGGGUUGGUGGCGGUGUUUGAAGCAAUAUGAAUUUGGGACAGAAUAUAAGACAAAAUAUAAUAUGCACAAAAAAGGUAGCAGAUUGCCGCUGGGUGACAAAACUGUGACAAUAGAGCUUGUGGACUUAGAGAACUGACCAUACAGUCACAUGGCUAUAACAGGCAACUGUGUAUGUGUGUUUGUGUGUGGGUGUGUGUGUGCAUCCAAGGCAAUGAAUGAAUUCACAAGUUGGCAACUCUGCAAAGGCAAAUACGUCACCAGAGUUUGCACUCUAGCUCACCGACGGGGAGUGCAGAACGGACAGACGAGGUGCAAAUUGGAUGCUUUUUGAGAACGAACUAAGAGAGCAACACAAAAAUCUGGAGCCAGUCAUCGCGUGGGAUAAAUUAAGCACUCGUGUGCAGACUGGCGGGGAAGAUGUUAGGAUAGUCCAAAAAGUCAGAUUUGCAAUUGAUAAUUGGGCUAAAAAGACCUUUUUAUCAAGGUGCAAAAGCGGUUUUAAAGCAGAAGCAGGAAGUGUCCUAAUAUAGGCACUCAGCUCACGGGAAAGGAGAUAAUAUUUUGUUGUACAACUAUCCUCUUAUUUUCUUUCUCUUUUCACCUAAAGUUACUCUGUUUAUCUCAAGCUAUCUCCAUUCCUCACAGGCAGAGGAAAGGAUCCUUCAGCAGAGGUGACCAGGGGAAGGCCAGGAUGUAGUAGGAGUGAAAGAGUGGGUGGUGAUGUUAGAGAUCUUCUCACAUGAAGACAGAUGCAGAGCUGGUGAGCUUUGCAAUACUCCGUACUCCUUUCAUAGCUCUUGCCACAAUUAGGAAAGACUGUGGGAAAUAUUCAGUGUCAUCUUGUUGUAUAGUCUCUUGAUAAGUCUCCUAGAGGAGGUCAAACUGAGCCCGGGUGCUCUUUAGUGACUAUCAAGUCACUUUCAGAUGACCAAAGUGCCAGUUAUACCAUGUCCCCCCCCCCCCAAGUUUCCUUUGUUGGUUUGACACUCUGCAUGUUUCAUGUUUUGUAUCUGAUGAGAGAAAUUGUCAUUAAUAUACUAAAGAUUGACUUAUUUGUCAUUUAUUUUUACUGUAGAAGAAAAAGAAAACUUCUCGAAAGAAUAAAUUCAUACUUGUUUUAA